Messenger RNA from Thalassophryne amazonica, 4193 nucleotides. RefSeq names its product PTPRF interacting protein alpha 3 (gene ppfia3). Gene Ontology annotation, biological process: synapse organization. Gene Ontology annotation, cellular component: presynaptic active zone. Gene Ontology annotation, molecular function: protein binding. Lineage: Eukaryota; Metazoa; Chordata; Actinopteri; Batrachoidiformes; Batrachoididae. The record is from RefSeq and is a predicted model, not a curated record.
CUGCCUCCGUCCGCGCGAUGCUCCGAUGGACUGAACCGGGAAACCGUUCCGUUCCGCCUCUGUCGACCAUGGAACCGAUUUGUCUCUUCUCUCAGUGACACACAGGCCUUGGCUCAGAGGCUUCAAGAUGAUGUGCGAGGUGAUGCCCACCAUCUCAGAGGACGGGCGCGGCGGCGGAGGCGGCUCGUCCUCUCCGGCGGGGGGCGGAGGUGGAAUAGGCGGUGGAAUGGGAGGCAUCGGAGGCUACGGAGGCCGGGAGCCCCGCGGCAGCAUUAGCGAUGAAGGGGGCAGCACGGGAAACCUGGAGUCGCUGAUGGUGAACAUGCUAACUGAGCGGGAGAGGCUGCUGGAGAGUCUGAGGGAGACCCAGGAGAGUUUGGGGACAGCCCACCUACGCCUUCGAGAGCUGGGUCAUGAGAAGGAGUCGCUUCAGAGGCAGCUGUCCAUCGCCCUGCCACAGGAGUUUGCAGUGCUGACCAAAGAGCUGAACCUGUGCCGGGAGCAGCUGUUGGAGAGAGAGGAGGAGAUUUCGGAGCUGAAGGCCGAGAGGAACAACACACGACUGCUGCUGGAACAUCUGGAGUGCUUGGUGUCCCGUCACGAGCGCAGCCUGAGGAUGACCGUGGUGAAGAGGCAGGCCCAGUCUCCCGCCGGCGUCUCCAGCGAGGUGGAGGUCCUCAAAGCCCUCAAGUCGCUGUUCGAGCAUCACAAAGCGCUGGAUGAGAAGGUGCGGGAAAGGCUACGGGUCGCUUUGGAAAGGGUGGCAGUCCUGGAAGAAGAGCUGCAGUCGUCCUCUCAAGAGGUUUUGUCUUUAAGGGAACAAAUCAAGCGAAGGCAGCAGGGCCUGGACAACGGCAAAGAGCGGCUUCCAAACGGGCCUUCCUCCAUCUUGGAUGAGAGCGACAUUGACAGACAGAGAGAGGGUGAGAUUGAGAGACAGAGGUCAGAGCUGGGCCAGCUGAAGGAGAGACUGGCCCUCAUGUGCAGACAGGUUGGAGAGAUUGAGGAGCAGCUGACAUCUGCCAGGAGGGAGCUGGCUCGAUCGGAGGAGACCAACCAGAAGCUCCAGAGAGACGUGAAAGAGGCGCUCUGUCAAAGAGAGGACAUGGAAGAAAGAAUCACCACAUUAGAGCGCAGAUACUUGAGUGCCCAGAGGGAGGCGACAUCUCUGCAUGACAUCAAAGAUAAACUGGAGAACGAUCUCGCCAGCAAAGAAUCUCUCUUCAGACAGAGCGAGGAGAAGAACCGGCAGCUGCAGGAGCGUCUGGACGACGCCAAGCAGAAGCUGCAGCAAACCCUGCAGAGGGCCGAGACGCUGCCCGAGAUCGAGGCCCAACUCGCCCAGAGAGUGGCAGCGCUCAACAAGGCAGAGGAGCGUCAUGGCAACUUUGAGGAGCGACUGCGACAGAUGGAAGCGCAACUGGAGGAGAAGAAUCAGGAGCUGCAGAGAGCAAGGCAGAGAGAGCGGAUGAACGAUGAGCACAACAAGCGUCUCUCAGACACUGUGGACAAGCUGCUGUCCGAGUCCAACGAGAGGCUGCAGCUCCACCUGAAGGAGAGGAUGGCCGCCCUGGAGGAAAAGAACACUCUGUCUGAGGAACUGUCCAACAUGAAGAAACUGCAGGAUGAUCUGCUGGCAAACAAGGACCAGCUGAUAGCGGAAUUGGAAAGGCUUCAGUUGGAACUGGACCAACUGCGAGCCCGGCCAGGUGGCUCUUAUUCCAGUCGCUCGCUGCCAGGUAGCGCUCUGGAGCUGAGGUAUUCCCAUGGAGGCGGGUCCCUCCCAGCAGGCUCCACCGCCCACCUGGAUCCCUUUGGCAACGCCUCCUCCGGGGGCGUGGUCAGGCGAAGUCACCGAGCCCGCUGGAGCUCCGCCCGAGAGGACUCGACCAAGUACCCAGACUGGGAGAGCGGGGCUCUGCUGGGGACCGGGUUCGAGCCGGGCGUGGAGGUUGGCUGCUCCGAUGACGAGGACGACAGGGAGACUCUGUUCGGCUCAGAGCUGCUCUCCCCCAGCGGUCAGACGGACGUGCAGACGCUAGCCAUCAUGCUGCAGGAACAGCUGGAGGCCAUUAAUAAGGAGAUCAAACUCAUCCAAGAAGAGAAGGAGAACACGGAGCUGCGGGCAGAGGAAAUCGAGAGCCGGGUCAGCGUGGCUUUGGACAGUCCGCCCAUCCCUCCAUCCUCGCUGGGGAGAGACAGCACAGGACGUGGUUUCAUUCCCUCGUCCAUCACAUCCUCCACCCUGGCGUCUCCCUCGCCGCCCAGUUCUGGUCAUUCCACCCCUCGGCUGCCCCACUCUCCAGCCCGCGAAAGUGACCGACAGAACAGCAAAGAGGACGAUCGAUCUCUUGCUCUGCUCGAUUCUACGCCUCCUCCUACUCCUCGUGCUCUGCGAUUGGAUCGGAUGACCCUCACCCAUCCAGGAGCAAUGCUUGAUGACCCCCGGGAGUUUCGCAGUCUCUCAGCAGAUGGCAGCAGCUCCAACAGCAGCCAAGAUUCUCUGCACAAGUCCAGUAAGAAGAAAAGUAUCAAGUCUUCCAUCGGGCGGCUUUUUGGGAAGAAGGAGAAAGGAAGAAUGGGCCAACCUGGGCGUGAUGGAUCUGGUUCUCUUGCAUCUACACCUUCUGAGGACCUGGCCUCUGGAGACCCCAUGGGUAUGAACAAGACUGGGACUCUGGGUCCAGCUGAUAAAGACCGCCGCAGCAAGAAGAAGCAUGAGCUGUUGGAAGAAGCAUGUCGCCAAGGACUUCCCUUUGCAUCAUGGGAUGGGCCCACAGUUGUCUCUUGGUUGGAGUUGUGGGUGGGAAUGCCAGCUUGGUACGUGGCCGCCUGUCGUGCUAAUGUGAAGAGCGGCGCCAUCAUGGCCAACCUGUCAGACACUGAGAUCCAGAGGGAGAUCGGUAUCAGUAACCCGCUGCACCGCCUCAAACUCCGGCUGGCCAUCCAGGAGAUGGUGUCCCUCACGAGUCCCUCUGCACCGGCCAGCACUCGCUCGUCGACCAGUAACGUGUGGAUGACUCACGCGGAGAUGGAGUCUCUGAACGCCGCCACCAAACCUCCGACCCUCAUGUUGAGCAUCUUCUUCUCUCCCUCUGGUGGCUUUUUCAGUGUGAACUGCUUCCGACUAAUUGCCCGUUCACUAACACUGUUCCUCCCUUUGUCCUUUCUUCCUGCUGCUGCUCCCCGCACCUCCUCUACGUCUCCUCCACCAAUCCAACCUGCGCCUCCUUCCCGUCUCAUUCCUCACCUCCUUUCCUUCUCCACCUCCAAUCUCCGGCUCUCUGUUCGGCUGCUUCUUCUCUCUGUCUGCCUCUCGACUCUCAAGGAGCUGAAGGAGUUCAGUUGGGAUCAGAUUCUGGCCUAUGGCGACAUGAAUCACGAGUGGGUGGGCAACGACUGGCUGCCCAGCCUCGGCCUGCCACAGUACCGCAGCUACUUCAUGGAGUCCUUGGUGGAUGCCCGCAUGCUGGACCACCUGACCAAGAAGGAGUUGAGAGGACAGCUCAAAAUGGUGGACAGUUUCCACAGGGUCAGUUUGCAUUAUGGCAUAAUGUGCCUGAAGCGGCUGAAUUAUGAUCGCAAGGAGCUGGAAAGAAGGAGAGAGGACAGCGCCCACCAGAACAAAGAUGUGAUGGUGUGGUCCAACGAGCGCGUGAUGUGCUGGGUGCAGACCGUCGGCCUGAAGGAGUACGCCGACAACCUGCGAGAGAGCGGCGUCCACGGCGCCCUGCUGGCCCUAGACGACACCUUUGACUACACCGACCUGGCUCUGCUGCUGCAGAUCCCCAACCAGAACACGCAGGCCAGACAGCUCCUGGAGCAAGAGUACAACUCCCUAAUCUCCAUGGGAACCGAGAGGCGUCCUGAUGAGGAUGGAACCAAGACAUUCACCCGCUCGCCCUCCUGGAGGAAGAUGUUUCGGGAGAAAGAUCUGCGGGGCGUGACCUCUGACUCUGCCGAGACCCUGCCUGCUAACUUCCGUGCCUCAGCCAUCUCCACGCCGUCCGUGACCCUGAGAAAGGUUCAGAGCGACGCCAGCAGCGGUGCCAGGGGUGAACCUGCCUCCGUGAGGACCUACUCCUGCUGAAGGGCUGAGGUGAGACCCGUCCCUCCCCAAUAAUACCCUUUAACAGUGGGUGUUCCUUUAUAAUCCAUGUGGCAAGAUACAACGGAUGCGUCCGGCUUCGGCG